AUGCCUGGCUUCAUUGAUUGGUCACAUGGUGCCUUACGAGACGCUCCUCGAUUGGAGACCGUUUUCAAGGGUGCAGAGGAACGCUGGUCCCAAAGUCCGGAGCAGCCCCUGCGCAGCGGACCAGGCACCAUACGAGGUGCUGCAAGUUACAGCCAGCGGUGUGGCGAGGGGUGGCGGCUGGUGGUGCCGGACCUCCGAGCAGCACCUGUAAAGGACUUGCGAGCGUCGGGCGGUUCAGACACCUUCGACGCGGCCAGUUCAGCGCGGCGCUCGAAUUUCGGAGGCGAGGCAUCUCGGCGUGGGGCGUGUGGCUCGCUCUCCACGGAGAGGGAGGUGCUGGAAAGCCGGAUCCGUGGCGAGGAGAGGGCACAGCUGGAAGCAAUCCGACUUGCCACUGAGGCAGAGGCCCAUCUCGCUCGAGCGCGGGCCGAGCUGGAUGCGCUCACGGCCAGGCUGGCGGCGCACCCACGUGCGGCAGGAGAUGCCUCUGAGGUCGUGAAGCUGCGGCGCCAACUCCAGGCGGCCACUUCCGAGUGCGGCGCGCGACAGCGCCAGAUUGCCGCCCGUGCUUUCCACGAGCUGAGGAUGCGGAUACCGCGAUCGACCGAUCUUCUGGGCGGCUUGCUACGCUCAGGACAUUCCCUUCUAAGAGCCAGUAAGAUGAAGGUGCGGAAGCUAAAGGGCCGCGCUUCCAAUGCUGGCCCGGCACGCAGCGCCCGCGGCCGUCCCCGCGCGAGGUCCUCCUCGAUAAAGCCGCACCGUGCCCUCGACGAGCUGCAGGACCAGUGUACAGAGCUCAAGUGCCUCAUCAACAAAACCACGGAGGACAAUCUCCGCGCCCGAACACGGCUGAUGGCUUUGGAUAAGGAGCUCAACAAAAGGGAACGGCUUCUGCAGACCAUGGUCAAGCUCAACCAAGCCGGCGUGGGCUUGGGCCUGGACCUGGUCGAAAAGCUCAAGGAGGAGAGGAACAUGCUGCCGCUCUACCGGCGAAAGGCACAAGACCUUCAGCAGCAAAUCGAAGAGCGAGAGAAUGACCAGAAAGCCAUGAAGCGUGAUCCCUUCUUUACGCGCAUCAUAGAGCUGCAGAUUGAAUACGUGUCCUGGAAACAGGAAGCAAGCCGGCUGGAAUCGCUACUGUCGGAGCCAUCACCGGAAGCGAACCCGGCUGCGAAGCAGGAGGUUGACGUGCACCAGCAGAGGCUCGAGAAGCUGAAAGAGGCCCUCACCGCCGCGCAGAGCAAGCGUGAGCAGGUGGCUGAGGAGCUCCAAGAUAUGCAGGCGUGGCGGCUGUGGGCCAUGGACCUGUUUGCACAGUCGGUGUACCUCAAGAGUGCAUCCAUGAGCGCGCCGGCAUGUGAGCUGCGCCUUGCUGGGCCUACUCGGGCCUUCCGCGCGCAGACCCACCUCUUUACUCUCCCGGAACUGCCGUCCAAGACGGCUUUCUUCACUGUUGUGCCCAUGGCGCACCCGCUCGGUAUGGAGUUCCCGACGAGGAAGGACGACAUGGAGGAGUUCAUGGCGCGUACCGCCGCCAUGCUCCACACGCAUGAAAGACAGAUCGCGUCUCAACAAGAGGUGAUUCGGGAGCUGCAGGUGCAGGUUGCCGAGCUCCGCGGAUGUGAGGUCAAGGACUUCCAACAUCAAGUGGAACCGGCCAUCAACGCCCCGGAGGCGGCGAUCGUCGCCGUGCCCGUGAUGGAGGACGAGGGCCUCAAGAAAGCGCACACGCUCGCUUCUGCGGAGCCGCCCCCGGCAUCCUACGAUCUCGACCAAUCCAUGUGGGACGCCGCAGUCUUGCUUUUCUGCCACCAGACAGCGUGGACGGACAAGGUGAUCCUUUGGACAGGAAUGAUUGUCAACAACAGCUUGCAAGUCGCUUUGCUCCUGACGGUGUUCUUCGACAUGCUGCAGAACCCGUACUCCUCCACGAAAGUGCAGGAGAUGGUGGCAUGGCGAGCUCUGAAAGGCCACGGUCAUGAUGAGUUCGAUUCCGACAACGGGUGGUCCCUGAUCAAUCGCCUCUGUCAGCACAAGCUGUGGUCUUUUGAGCAGGAGGAGUACAAGGAGAUGUUUGAGUAUCUCUACAUGCCGAUGCCAGGGUGGACCUUAAGCGUCCUGGCCAUCAUCAUGCGGCUCGGCGCCCUGGUGGUCCUUCGGUGGGUUCUCACCAUGAUGGCCGAGUAUCGCCGCUGCUGCGAGCAAGGUCUGGCGCUGUGGAAUCUCAAGGCCCUGAAGCGAGGUGAUCCUGCUGUCUCGACGACGGAGGAUGGCGAGCAAGAUGAGAUUCUGGGCAUCUUCCCUGGCCUUCGAAUCCUUGCCUUCGUGACCUUGAUUGUACCGCGGCUCUUCGUCACAAUCUGCCUUUGCAUCGCCGCUUGA
This is a messenger RNA of Symbiodinium natans, 2382 nucleotides long. The record is from the annotation of a GenBank genome assembly. Lineage: Eukaryota; Dinophyceae; Suessiales; Symbiodiniaceae.